Xyrauchen texanus (razorback sucker) is the source of this 1681-nucleotide messenger RNA. RefSeq names its product ATPase H+ transporting accessory protein 2 (gene atp6ap2). The record is from RefSeq and is a predicted model, not a curated record. Gene Ontology annotation, cellular component: membrane; external side of plasma membrane. The transcript is spliced from 9 exons. NCBI's taxonomy places the organism in Eukaryota, Metazoa, Chordata, Actinopteri, Cypriniformes, Catostomidae. Gene Ontology annotation, biological process: positive regulation of Wnt signaling pathway. Gene Ontology annotation, molecular function: signaling receptor activity. The annotation marks the transcript as partial.
CAUGACGCACAGCGUCACGGCUCAGAGGGUCAUGUGACCGGUGUUGCGAGGAAGCGCAGUCUGUCAGAAAAUACUCCCGAGAUGAGUCGGUCGAUUAUCAGCACAAUAUUUGCGCUUUUGAGCGUUUUAACAGGUGUUUUGGGGGAUAGUUUGACCAUUCUUCGCAGCCCGCAGUAUGUGAGUUUCCGGGAUGGACAAUGGCCCAUUUCUGGAGAAAAGAUCCCUGAUUUAGUCGCCCUGACUAUGGGCUUCUCCGUUCGAGAGGAUCUGGACUGGCCAGGUCUGUCUGCUGGUUCCCUGUUCCAGCGCCCUCGUGCAAACGCUCUGAUCGUUGUCCGUGGCGUGGACAGUAUCGACCUGCCCUCAAAUGUUUCCUCUUACCCUCUUGAAAAUCCGGUUCCAUUCACUCUGGACAGCGUGGCGAACACCGUGCACACCCUUUUUGCAGACAGCACCCCUGUAGUGUUGCAGCUCGCCCCCAGUGAGGAGAGGCUGUAUAUGAUGGGAAUGGCCAACACCGUGUUUGAGGACCUGGCCGUCACUCUGCAACAGAUUCGUGGACGUCUGUCCCAGGACGGAUCCGUGCUCACUUCCCUUCCUCUCGUCUCUCUAAGCCGUAGUAACGAGGCUGAUCUUCUCUUCCUUUCUGAGGUUCAAGUGCUGUAUGACAUCUCAGCCUUGCUGCAGAAACACAAGCAUCUGGCUAAAGACCCGGCUCCUGACCUCUACUCUCUGGAGCUGGCGGGACUGGAGGAGAUCGCCCGCCGCUACGGCACAGACUCCCCUCAGUUCCUGGAUGGCACCAGGAUCCUGGCGUCUGCCCUGCAGAAGUUCGCAGAUGACGUCUCUAGCGUCUACGGAAACAACGCAGUCGUUGAAGUCGUCACAGUGAAGACGUUUGAAGCUCCUUUGACCAGGAAGUCGCGCUCCAUCCUUGAGUCCAAACAGAUCAGUAACCCGGAUAGCCCCUACAACCUGGCGUACAAGUACAACUUUGAGUACGCCGUCAUCUUCAAUAUCAUUCUCUGGCUGAUGAUCAUUUUGGCUUUAGCCGUCAUCGUCACUUCGUACAACCUUUGGAACAUGGAUCCAGGAUAUGACAGCAUCAUCUACAGGAUGACCAAUCAGAAGAUCCGAAUGGACUAAACGCUGACGUCACCUCCCAUUCCAUGUAGUGUUGUGUGUGUGUUUGAGUGUGUGUGUUUUAUUUUUGGGUGUAUUGCUCCCAUUUGAACAUGUAUGAUGUGUGUCUGCCACAUAACUGCUCAUUGCACAACCGCUUUGUCAUUAUGUCACAAUCAAACUCACGAAUAAGGAUUAUUUAUUGACGCUUGUCAUUGGAUGGAGAAAUAAAAUCUUGAGUGUCGUAUCUUGUAGAUUUCCUUAAUAAAACAUAGUUAUAAAUCUACUGAGGAGUUCAGGUGUUCAGAUGUAAAGACUUGAAAUGUAACUAUUUAUUGAUUGUGCUGUUUUCCUUCUGAAAUACUCGUGUAUUUGCACACUUCCUGUGUACAUUUGCUAUAAAUGUCAUUUUCAUUGAAUAUAAAUAUACAGUGUAAAAUUAGAGAUACAAUAUGACUGUUUGUUGUGUACAGAUGUUGCCCGCAAUUCAUGGUAUGUUGUGGUGUUGUGUAUCUCAAAUAAAAGAAAAAACAUCAGUCACUUAAUAGAAGUUUCAAUG